Scophthalmus maximus (turbot) is the source of this 3080-nucleotide messenger RNA. RefSeq names its product paired box 10 (gene pax10). The transcript is spliced from 8 exons. The record is from RefSeq and is a predicted model, not a curated record. Gene Ontology annotation, biological process: anatomical structure development; regulation of transcription by RNA polymerase II. Bases 368 to 1306 code for a protein of 312 amino acids. Gene Ontology annotation, molecular function: DNA-binding transcription factor activity, RNA polymerase II-specific; RNA polymerase II cis-regulatory region sequence-specific DNA binding. NCBI's taxonomy places the organism in Eukaryota, Metazoa, Chordata, Actinopteri, Pleuronectiformes, Scophthalmidae.
CCAUCGCUUGGAGGACAAGAGUGCCCGCAGACGCAUUUCUCUCCAGAGCCCCCCCUCUCCCUCUUUCACUCUCUCUCACCCUGUCUAACUCUCUCCAUCUCUGUCCUUUACACACACACACACACACACACACAGUAUUGUCAACAAAGCUGGAGAACAAGGGACGUUGGGGGAAGCAGGGGAAUAAAGGUCCACAGAAGAGGAGAGUAACACACAGGACCCCUCCACCAUUUCACCUGGACACUCGAGAGAGGGAGCUGAGGAUUGAAGGAGGAAGAGAGGAGCCAAAGGUGACAGUAAACAGGGACGGACACGCACAGGACAGGACUCCUUCACUUCUCUUCAUGGUGUUUUGGACACUCUUGGCAUGUAUGAGAAGUUAACCAUGCUGAACCUGCAGAGCGGCUCUAACUGGAGUGGGCCUAACAACUGGUAUCAUGACCCCACCGGAGUUCAGACACAACACAGCACAGUGUCUGAGGGCUGUCUGCUGGACACGGAAGGGAGCAUGGGGGGAGAGGCAGGGGGAGGAGGAGCGGGCCGAGGGGGAGGUGUCCCCGUGGAGCGGGACGAGGGCGAAGAGUCUCAGCUGAGGCUGCAGCUCAAGAGGAAGCUGCAGAGGAACCGGACCAGCUUCACACAGGAGCAGAUCGAGGCUCUGGAGAAAGGUCAGGCCAUGCAAGCACGCACAGCACCCGCUCCUCGCUUUGCAGCCAAUCGCUGGCCUCCAGAGUCAUGUGUCGUGACGCAGCUUUUUGAGUUUGAAAGGACACAUUACCCAGAUGUCUUUGCGAGGGAGAGAUUGGCGAACAAGAUCGAUUUGCCAGAGGCAAGGAUACAGGUGUGGUUCUCAAAUCGGAGAGCCAAGUGGAGGAGGGAGGAGAAGCUGCGCAACCAAAGGAGGUCAGGGGGUGUGACUUCCUGUUCACAGAGUCAAGCACCUCUGACCACUUCCUUCAACACAUCCGUCUAUCAUCAGCAGCACGGCAGCAGUUCAGGGUCCAUGUUGAGUCAGGCUGAGUCGUCCCUGCCCAGCUACAGCUCCCUGUCAGUUUUCUCAUCUGGAGUCCAGUCUAUUUCUCCCCAGUCGGCCUCUUCCUACUCCUGCAUGUUACCUCCAUCCCCCUCUGCCCCGCGCAGCUUUGACUCAUCGGCGUACUCCUCCCCUCAUCUGCAGACUCCACCCUCGACUAACUCCAACACUGGGCUCAUAUCGCCUGGCAUUUCAGUGCCGGUCCAGGUCCCAGGAACUGAGCAGCAGAGCAUGAGUCAGAACCUGGGUCAGUACUGGGCCAGAUUACAGUGAGCAACAGACAUAGCAAAAGAAGAAGGAAAAAAAGGGCAUGUACAAAAAAAAAGGAAGAAAACAAUAUGGGGUUUUAAAGGAGCACAGGUCUGAGUUGAAGGGGGGUCUCGAUGAGUUGCAGACCCCAAAAAUGCAUUUAAUGUUUACAAAUUCAGCCAAGAGCAGCUUUGGUUGCACUUGACAGGACUCUGGUCAUACUGGUAUUUGCUUAGUAUUAUCAGGUUGCACAUUGUUUUUGAUUAGCAUGUCAAUCAUAGCAGAAGAGUGAUAAGUAACAAGUGCUCUUUUUGGAAUUAUUUUUUUUAGAGAAAUACAUUUGGACCCUUCAAUGGUUUUGGCACAUUUUGUGAUGUCAAACAUUUUGGCUUUUUACAAAUUAACACACACAAAAAAAAUCAGGGACAAAGAGUGGACACCUGCCUCAAUCUAUAAAUGCACCAUGAGAUGUGGAUAGAAGCUAAGAAAAGUCCGUGUCUGGCCUUUUGUGCUUAGCUUAUGUGGUAGAAAACUGCUUCAAGGUUUGAAUUAUCAAAGUUCAUUUAGAAAAGUAAAAAAAAACUGUAGCCUUGAACUUUUUAAAUGAUUAAAAGUGACACAUGGCUUGGUUCAGAUAAGAUUCAGUGGUACUAAGAUUCAGUGGUACUAAGUAAAUGCCAGCAGAUUUCUGUGUUGUGAGGUGUAACCACAGUUUCUUGUUACUUGAGCAGCUUAAUGAUAAUAGUGAUAGCAAGCUUGUUCCCUAAUCAUAAGCUGUGUGAAGCUGCUGUGAAGAUUUUAGACUUGCUUAUGGCAAUCACUUUUACUAGAACUUAAAAACUUACCAUGAGAAAUACUGCCAGCAAGGUUACACUGAGACUCAGACUGCAUAUUUUUGUACAGACAUCUGUGUAGGAUGAACAUAACUGGAAUAUUGUCAGAUAUUAUUAGAGGGAAGAAUGUAGCAUGCUGUGGACUCAGACCAUCCUCAAAGCACAAGUUUCAUUUGUCAUCAAGGAUUAAUAGGGAUGCACCAUAUCCCUGUCAGAUAUUGUCUGAUACUAGGCCAAACAUUAAAAAAAAAAAAAUUUAGAUCAUGUACAGGUGUUACAGAUUUUUGCCAAAAACUACUGUAAAGCAAUUUAAUUUUUAUUAAUUUCAUAUAUAUGAGGAUGUCUGGUUUUUUAUCCAACGUAUGAAAAACCAAUUGUCUCAAUUAGAGACCUUUUUGGCGUAAUACUUAUCAUCAAGCGUACCAGUAUUAGAAGUGAUUUUAUACAUCACUUGUGAAACAUAUCCAUCAGCCAGUGACAAUCAAGCAUCACAACACACAAAACAAAACAAAACUUGAGAGACUGACAAUCAAAGCUGGAGGUAGAGGAGAUCAACAUGUUAAAAAAUAAACUGUGAAAUUAUUGCCACACUGUUCAUACAAUAGCAAGGACUUUAUCAACUGUGCAUGACCAAAACAAGCCGCUAUAGACAAUCAGCUACUUGCAGAAAUGAAUCAAGUAUUGUACAAAAACUAUUACUGUAAUUUUCAGGGUUUUAACCCCUGCUCACUUUCCUCUGACUGUUUUGUUGAUGCAUCUCAGUUUGAUCUCAUAUGAAAUGUCUUUCAACUCUUAUUUAUUUGUGUUUUCACUCGUUCACAUAAGUCCUCCGUGUUGUUUUCGGUUGUCGUUGCGUGUUGUAUUAGCAUUGUAUAGCUACCAAGAGUCAACCCUUUUGUGAAGGCCUUGGAUCCCUUUGAUGAAAAUAAAGCUGUGUGUAAUGGAAAUAAACCCAAAGGUCUUGA